CGCAGCCGGGCACUUCCGGGUGGCGAGCGCACUUCCGGGUGCGCGGCGGUGUUACCGGGGGCGGCGGCGGCACCAUGAGCACCAUGUUCGCCGACACUCUCCUCAUCGUCUUCAUCUCCGUCUGCACCGCGCUACUAGCCGAGGGUAUAACGUGGGUGCUGGUCUAUCGGACAGACAAAUACAAGAGGUUAAAGGCUGAAGUGGAAAAGCAGAGCAAGAAAUUGGAAAAGAAGAAGGAAACCAUAACUGAAUCAGCAGGCCGACAGCAGAAAAAGAAGAUAGAGAGACAAGAAGAGAAACUGAAGAAUAACAACAGGGACUUGUCAAUGGUUCGAAUGAAAUCCAUGUUUGCCAUUGGCUUCUGCUUCACUGCCUUGAUGGGAAUGUUCAACUCCAUAUUUGAUGGCCGAGUGGUGGCAAAGCUUCCAUUUAUCCCCCUCUCAUACAUCCAAGGUCUGUCCCACCGCAACCUCCUGGGUGAGGAUUACACUGACUGCUCCUUCAUCUUCCUUUACAUUCUCUGCACCAUGUCAAUCAGACAGCAAUUCUAGGUUGGGAUCAUUAAAACAGUCACUGUCCUGGAUGGGCCUGGAACACUUGGCUGGAGACUUGUACCAGGGCUUUGGGACAGAGCUGGCAGAAGUGGAUUCCUCACUUGUGUGAUAACUUUGUGGAUUGUCAUACCAAGGGAUUGUCUCCAUCAGAAGCUGAUCUAAAUCCUACUCGUUAGUAAUGAUGACUUUAACAGCAACAUGGGCAUCUUUACAAACAGCAGCUUCUUUAGGGGAAACUUUCUAAGUGGCUUGCAGCUCUGUAAAAGUUUCAUCAGUCCAUAAAGUUGUCAGAAAAGUGAUGAAAGAAUUAAAGCUGCUUUUUUGGGUUUGUCCUUCC
Messenger RNA from Lonchura striata (white-rumped munia), 891 nucleotides. Lineage: Eukaryota; Metazoa; Chordata; Aves; Passeriformes; Estrildidae. The record is from RefSeq and is a predicted model, not a curated record.